This is a messenger RNA of Corticium candelabrum, 1192 nucleotides long. Its product is annotated as guanine nucleotide-binding protein subunit alpha-13-like. The transcript is spliced from 2 exons. Gene Ontology annotation, cellular component: heterotrimeric G-protein complex. The coding region runs from base 1 to 1113 and encodes 370 amino acids. The record is from RefSeq and is a predicted model, not a curated record. Lineage: Eukaryota; Metazoa; Porifera; Homoscleromorpha; Homosclerophorida; Plakinidae. Gene Ontology annotation, biological process: Rho protein signal transduction; adenylate cyclase-modulating G protein-coupled receptor signaling pathway. Gene Ontology annotation, molecular function: G-protein beta/gamma-subunit complex binding; guanyl nucleotide binding; G protein-coupled receptor binding.
AUGCGCAUGCUUCGUUCCCAACUUGGUGGAUCUCACGAAAUUAUGGCUCUCUGCUGCGUGGCUUCAGAGGACGCUGACGCCACCCGCAAGAGCAAGCGAAUAGACAAGCAACUGAGGUCUGAACGUAAUCGUUACCGAAAGUUGGUGAAGACGUUACUUCUAGGCGCCGGAGAGUCAGGAAAGAGCACAUUCCUACGUCAAAUUAGAAUCAUUCAUGGUGAAGACUUUGACGAAGCUACGCGACUGGAAUUUUGUCCUGUUGUAUACGGUAAUGUUCUGAAGUGGAUGAAGGUUCUCGUUGAAGCACGGCGUCGUUUGUCUAUCCCGUGGGCUGAUCCCAACUGUGAACAGCAAGGAGCUGCCGUUCUCCAGACUUUCAACAACGAACAACUUGACACACAGAUGUUUUCUGAAUUCGUUCCGGCCGUCAAGCAAAUUUGGAGUGACGAAGGAAUUCAACAGACGUUUGCCAGAAGAAGUGAAUACCAGAUUGGUGAUUCCCUUGAAUAUUUUAUUACUCGUUUGGAUAAGAUAGCUCAACCAGGGUUUAUACCCAAUCGGCAGGAUGUUCUGAGAUCCCGUAAGGCCACAAGAGGUAUCUUUGAGUACAAGUUUGAAGUGAAAGGCAUCCCAUUUGUAAUGGUUGACGUGGGUGGCCAGCGUUCCCAACGGACCAAGUGGUUCCAGUGUUUUGAUGAAGUUACAGCCAUUGUUUUCCUGGCGGCGUCCAGUGGUUUUGAUCAGACACUAAUGGAAGACCGUUCAACAAAUCGACUGAUGGAGAGUUUGAAUAUAUUUGAUACAAUCAUCAACAACAAAUGUUUCAAGGGUGUCUCUAUGAUCCUGUUUCUCAACAAGACAGAUCUAUUAGAAGAAAAGGUGAAAUCAGCCGACAUAUCAAGGCACUUCAGCUCAUUUCGUGGAGACCCUCACGAUGUGACACAAGUACAACAAUUCAUCCUUGCUCGAUUCACUGAGAGACGCAAUGACCCAAACAAGCAAAUCUAUCACCACUUUACGACGGCCACAGACACUGAAAAUAUUCGUGUUGUGUUCCGUGCCGUCAAGGAUACUAUUUUGUCAAAAAACAUUCAGGCGCUGAUGCUGCAAUAAUUAUUAUAUUUAAUCUACGCUUUCCAGCGACAGUACAGGCUAGUGAACCUGUUGAUUAAAAAUUUUAUAUUUUCAUUAA